This is a messenger RNA of Symsagittifera roscoffensis, 3891 nucleotides long. RefSeq names its product WD repeat-containing protein on Y chromosome-like. The transcript has 20 exons. The coding region runs from base 175 to 3813 and encodes 1212 amino acids. Gene Ontology annotation, molecular function: calcium ion binding; protein binding. The record is from RefSeq and is a predicted model, not a curated record. NCBI's taxonomy places the organism in Eukaryota, Metazoa, Xenacoelomorpha, Acoela, Convolutidae.
GUGAAACAGUCUUAAAACUGUAAUUCUUAACGUUCUGAUCACCAUAAAGCUUAGUUGUUUAUGUAAUGCUGUUUUUGAACGUUUCAAUGUUUAGUUUGAAAAUACUACAACAGAAUUAAAAUACAACAGCUUAUUUACAAAAAUUAUUGAAGCUUCAGAAGAAACUUCUCCAAAAUGGACUCCAAAGUGAACGUGAACGUGUCAUUGGGAUCGAUAAGCGAAGCUGAAGAAAUCGAACAUAAGGUGGGUGACAUGAGAGGAAAUAGGAUGAACAAAUCAGGGGUGAGUUUUCUUAACGUGCCAUCCAGUGGGGGGAAUUCAAUGAACAGCAGUUACUCCAACACUCCAAAUGCGCCCAAUGGUCCAAAGGAGUUGGCGAUGAGUCAUGAGCGUCGCAAAGAGAUCCUGGACUACCUGACUUCCGAGUUCCCCCACCUAUUUCCAUCUGGCAUGGAGGCGAUGAUCAAAGCUACCAAAGGAGUGGGUGUGAGGGGGAGUGCUCAGAGUAAGAGCAGUACCCUCUCUGCCAAGAGUAUCAUCACUGAUUUGGACACUGUCAAACGGGGAGAGAAAAAGAUUGAGGACACGAUGAAGUUAAGUCACGUGAUGGACCUAGUCAGAAUGUUCCAGGAACACGUUCCUACCACCUCCAUAGACCCUUUAACGUACCAAGAGGGGGACGUAAUCCAACAGCCAGGAAUGAUGCUACCCGACGAAUUCGAAACUUGCGUCAAGCGAGCCAUGGCCAUCGAAUCUUCCGAGUGGGACGAAGAAAUUGAGGUGUUAUUCAAAAAAGUCGACAGCAAAAGCACAGGGUAUGUGUUACUCAUGGAUUUUGUGACCUACAUGCUUCAAAAGUACCUGGAACGAGAUAGUAUGGAAGCGCAAUUGAAGAGCCCGUUCCAAAGCAAGCCUAGGAUUCGACUUUGCAGACAUAAUCACCAGGAGCCGACGGUGAAAGUAGUGUUGAUUAGGAACCCAAGUCGAUAUGUAUCUUUCUCAAAAGAAGGUGAGUUUGGAGUGUGGGACCAGCACGAGUUAUCAUUGGGCAAAGUUUACAGAGUAGCAACGGAGCAACAGGACAAUGGCAACAAGAAAAUGGUCCACAAAGUGUGGGUUAUGGACGUCAUAGUUCUACCCGACUGUGGAAAAAUGGCUGUGUCCACAACUGGCCGUGACAUUCGUUUCUACGACAUCUCGUCGGCUGUGAUCUUUGAGGAGUUCCAGUUGUACGGACUGAGUCACGUGGUCACCUGCUUUGACUACCACUGCAGCACCAACUUCAGAGUUCAGACAGAUUCCAUUCUUACCACAGGAGAUGAUGGCGGUCGAAUUUUCCAGUACUUCUUCCGCCAGGCGAGGAACAAACUCUUCGAGAAACCCCCCAGACAAGCGAAAGGACAGAAAACAAGGGUCUACAUUAACGACAUCAAGGCACAGGCUAUGUGUGUCAGGGUGGAGGAACUUCUGAACAAAGAAGAGGAGAGGUUCCACGAUGAAUCCAUCAGAGCUGUCAGAUACUUCACAGACAACCACGUGAUUCUUUCUACGAGCGGGAGCUCAAAUUCUUCCGUCGUCAUCGCAGACAAGACCAAAACCCGAGCCCCUUACAUUUGGAAGAUCGACAAAGGCGUUGAGUGUUUUGACCUCAGCCGUAAACACGACCUCCUAGUCACUGGAUCAGUAGACCAUUUCGUCAAGUUUUGGAACCAGUACGUCCCGAAUCGCCCUCUUGCGGUGCUGAAAGGCCACGUGGCGACGAUAGUCGGAGUCGCUAUAAUCGAAGACCUCGGCUUUGUUAUCAGUUACUCCGAAGACGCUAUCAUAAAAGUGUGGCAUCUUAAUGACUACAAAUGCGUUGACACAAUUGAUCUCCACUUUCAGUGUUUAGAGAACCGAGCUCCCGAACAUGGAAACUUCCCACUCUCGUUUUUCCCCUCGCUUAACUCGUAUCUGUUCACGUGUAACGACUACAUGGCCGAGUUGAAAGUGGGGACUUUCCAUAACUUCCUUAUGGAUUACGUGGUGACGCAUGCUUCGCCGCUUUGUGGAGCCAUUUAUAAUCAGGCAUCAAAGUCACCGGAUUUCCACGGACACGUGGUGACUGCGUGUGAUGAUUCGGAAGUGGCUGUUUGGAACUCGGAGACGGGAAGUAAUGUCACUCGGUUCUACAAAGCACACGACAACGAAGAGAUCACGGCACUCAGCUUCGAUCAGAAGGGCGAGCGACUGAUUACUGGGGGGAGGGACGGGACAGGGAAGGUGUGGUACUACCAGUCGGGGGUGCUAAGUCACGUGCUCCUACCCACAGAAGACGCCGCCGAGGUUACCUCCAUUACUCCCGUGCAGCACAUGGGGAAGCCGGUGAUCAUAACUGGGGGUUGGAAUCGGAAGAUUGUGGUGUAUGCUGAUGAUGCGGAGACAGAGAGGGUGCAGGUGUGCGGCAGGGAGAAGUGGAAGGGUGGACAGCUUCACAAAGAUGACAUUCUGUCGAUGGACAUCUGCUACCCGUGGAUGGCCAGCUGUUCAUUCGACGGGGAGUUGAUCCUGUGGCACUCGGAACAGGAGACAGUUGAGGGCAGACUGCUCCGAGGGGGAUACGACACUGGCGAGAACAGAGACCAGAUUCUGGAGGCCGGAAUGAAAGCAGCGAACAUGGAGGCCAGUAGACCGGCAACCAGACAGAGCAGGCCCUCGACCCACGCCAGUUCGAGGAGCUCCAGGUCCAGACCUAGCUCCAGGCACCGCAGACAGUGGGCUCAGACACCCAUCUCAGGAAGGCUGCCUAUUGAUAAGGUGAUGUUCCUGAAGAGUCGCGCUACCAGUCUGUCCACUCAGAAGGCGCUGCUGGUGUCGAGUGAGGCCGGAUCUCUCUCUUUCUGGCACUGCUUCAACAAAAAACUCUUAGCAAAGUUCUACGCAGCAUCCAGGCCCCAGAAUUCAGUUCUGGCUCUGUUUGACGUGGGACCCAAGAGCCAGCUAUUAACGGGAGAUACAAGAGGUUACAUCAGCAUCUGGAACAUAGUGGACUAUGCUGUGAAGCCGACUGGAGAAGUAACCACAGAAGCUCCUCCUCUCCUCAAGAAGUUCAAGGCCCACUACCAUGCAGUUGUGAGUGUGGAAUGGUUCAAACACUCCUCAGGUGCCAGCUUCAUCAUCUCAGCCAGCAGUGACAGAGCGGCCAGAGUGUGGAGUUACGGGGGAGCCCAACUGGUCGGAACAUUCGGCCAGAUUGGCAAAUGGGAUUUAAAGGACACUUCGACUUGGAAUCAGGAGGGCUUGGAUUUGGUCAAUAACACUACACUAAGCAAAAGCACUACUUUUGUGAGUGAGAAGUCACGUGAUACUCCUGGGGUGUCCCAAACAGAUGGAGGAGUCUCGGAUUCCAAGGGGGACGAGGGUGCUUACAAGGAAAAAGAGAUCGAAGUUCCUGAAGAUGAAGAAGGACUGUUGGAACACGUGGCCGAGUAUUUGAAGGAGAUGAGCGAAUCUGGUCACGUGGGAACUCAGCCCAGCCUACUCGGAACUUCAGUCGAGAAAACAUUUUUAACUCGGAUUCAAGCCAGGCGAUCCAGACGACACGCUUUCGAAGUAAACAUAGAAAAAACUAAUCGAUUCGAGGACAUCUGCGCUCCUUUCCAGGCGCUGCAGCCGAAACCUCUGGCCUCCGAGGAACUGCCGAAGGGUAUGGCCUUCCGACUGCCUUCGAGGACUGUAACUCGUGCCAGUCAAGAAGAGGCCGCCGGGAACAUAGUGCCAUUGAGAUCAUCCACUAAAGUCAGCUUCAAACUGAGUAAAGAUAACAAAAAAUAGAUCAGAACUUGUAAUCCCUAGAUUGAAUUUGAAAUUUCUAAACUGGUCUUGAAAUCAGCACUUUAUUUUUAAACAAUU